UUGGUCACAUGUUUUCUCACUCUCUGUUCUGUGAUUGGUCAGAUCUGGCACCACUCGUUUUACAAUGAGCUGCGCGUGGCUCCGGAGGAACACCCCACCCUGCUGACGGAGGCGCCGCUCAACCCCAAGGCCAACCGCGAGAAGAUGACCCAGAUCAUGUUCGAGACCUUCAACGUUCCUGCCAUGUACGUGGCCAUCCAGGCCGUCCUGUCUCUGUACGCCUCGGGACGCACCACAGGUUGGACCACUCUCCUCUUCUUCUUCUUUUCUUUUUAC
This is a messenger RNA of Etheostoma cragini (Arkansas darter), 276 nucleotides long. Its product is annotated as actin-like. The record is from RefSeq and is a predicted model, not a curated record. The transcript has 2 exons. Lineage: Eukaryota; Metazoa; Chordata; Actinopteri; Perciformes; Percidae. The annotation marks the transcript as partial.